AAUAACUAUCAGUUAUCGGUAAUGCAGUCGCUGCACGCGCAAUUUGUGUUCUUUUGAUUUGCAAUUUAAAACGACAAAUGACGAAAGUUGUUAAACAAUGCGGUAAAAUACGUUUGGCAACGAAUGUGUGUGAUCUGGAGCGUACACUGCUUGGCGGCCAAAGUUUUCGUUGGCGCAAAUUAUGCGAGGCGCCAAAGCAAAAAUUUUGUGGCGUCGCCUUGGACACCUAUUGGGUGCUAACGCCCCAUAGCGAGCACAUUGACUAUGAGGCGCAUACGGUUGCGCCGGAGCAGGACUUUGAUGUCCAAUUGGGCGACUAUUUGCGGGCCGAUUUCGAUUUGCAGCAGCAACAGGCGCUUUGGAUGCAAGCGGACGAGCAGUUUGCCAAAUUUGUGGGCAAGCCGGUGCGUAUGCUGUGCCAACAGCCACUGGAGAACAUUGUGUGCUUCAUGUGCAGCCAGAAUAACAACAUCAAGCGCAUCUCGUCCAUGAUUCAAUGGUUCUGCAGCGCAUAUGGGCGGAAAAUUGGUCAUUUCCAUGGCCAGGAUGAGUAUACGUUUCCCACACUUGACGCCCUCAGUUCGCGAAGCUGUGAAGAGCUCGAUGUGGAGCUGCGUGCAGCUAAAUUUGGUUAUCGCGCCAAGUUUAUAGCGCGCACAUUGCAACAAAUUAUGGAACGCGGCGGUUUGGCUUGGUUUGAGGAACUGCGUCAGCUGCCGUAUGGGGAGGCACGCGAGGCUUUGGUGCAACUGCCAGGCAUUGGCUACAAGGUGGCCGAUUGCAUUUGCCUAAUGUCUUUGGGACAUUUGGAGUCGGUGCCAAUUGAUACACAUAUCUAUAAGAUUGCCCAGCGUUAUUAUAUGCCACAUUUGGUGGGGCAAAAGAGCGUCACCAACAAGAUCUAUGCCGAGGUGGCGCAACAUUUCCAGCAGCUGCAUGGCAAACACGCUGGAUGGGCACAGGCGGUUUUAUUCUGCGCCGAUUUGCCGCAGUUUCAGGACAAGUCGGAAAAGGAAUCAACAACGGAAAAGAAAGAAAAGAAAGCUGCUGUCUCCAAGCCAAAGAAACGCAAAAAGUAGAUCGACGUAAUUCAAAAUUUAUACAUCAAAUUGAACUUGAAACUCUGGAAACUUUUGAUAGUGACUAUCUAACAUAAUUGAUGACGUUGAAUAAAUGUUUUGCGGGAAUGCAAAAGUGAUUUGAAGCAACAUGAAA
Molecule: messenger RNA, 1215 nt
Organism: Drosophila sulfurigaster albostrigata
Lineage: Eukaryota; Metazoa; Arthropoda; Insecta; Diptera; Drosophilidae
Gene: Ogg1
Product: N-glycosylase/DNA lyase
Exons: 4
Coding region: 78-1079 (333 amino acids)
Biological process (GO): nucleotide-excision repair; base-excision repair; base-excision repair, AP site formation
Cellular component (GO): nucleus
Molecular function (GO): damaged DNA binding; 8-oxo-7,8-dihydroguanine DNA N-glycosylase activity
Source: RefSeq, a predicted model, not a curated record